Oryzias melastigma (Indian medaka) is the source of this 1954-nucleotide messenger RNA. It is a transcript of the gene gtf3c6, whose product is annotated as general transcription factor IIIC, polypeptide 6, alpha. Gene Ontology annotation, biological process: transcription by RNA polymerase III. The transcript is spliced from 6 exons. Gene Ontology annotation, cellular component: transcription factor TFIIIC complex. The coding region runs from base 1261 to 1689 and encodes 142 amino acids. NCBI's taxonomy places the organism in Eukaryota, Metazoa, Chordata, Actinopteri, Beloniformes, Adrianichthyidae. The record is from RefSeq and is a predicted model, not a curated record.
AAACGGAUUCACAAAAAGGCAGCCUUUCACUUCGUGAAAUAAAAAAAAAAUCAACAAACACGUAAUAUAUUCAUCCUUUUUUUUAAGUGUACAUAUAAAAGCAAAUAUUAUGGUGCCGUAACCCGUGUGUAUAGCAUCUUUUCAGUUCUAGCGCAUAAAUGUUGAAUGAACUUGCUAAAACUACAUCAAUCUUCAGGAGGACAGUGUUUUAAAUGAGCUAAAAAAAACUCAUUUUUUUCUAUAUAUGUGUCUCAGUGACAGCUGAGACACAUGUUUUGCCCUGCUGCUAUUUUAAGAGUUCAAGACUUACCAUAGAGCACUCUAUCAGUAUUUCAAGGAUGUUUCCCCUCUUCUUCACUCCCGUCUCCCUUCAAAAUGCAAAAAACACAAGCCGUCAACUAAACAUUGUUUUUUAAGCUUUAAUUUUUCAAAUUUUGAAAAGGUUGUUCUAAAAAUAAAACCUUAAAUAUGUUUAUAGUUUGCAAAUAUAAACUAUAAUGGAGAACUUAAAAAAAUAAAUAAAUAAAACUUCAAAAGAGUUUUUAAAAAGAAAAAGACUCCGCCAGAAAACACACAUCAAACCUUUGUCAACCCAUUUUAACCUGCAAUAUUUUUGAAUGAGUUUAAUAAACAAAAACAAAACUUGGAAAAAUGUAAUAAUAAAAAAAUAUUAUUUUAUUUUUAUGUAUUUAUUUUUAACAACGAAUAGGUCCAUUCUUGUAGGGACGCAAGAUCUCUUUAGCUCCCAAGGAAGCAUGUCUUACAUUUAAAUAAAUAAAAUUGUUAAAUAUCCUAGAGAUUAUAAAGAUAUAAAUAAAGCAAAAUAUGAAACGUGAUUUUUUUUUCUUAUCAUUUUUAAACACACCAUGGGAUAGCACAUUAUUAUAUCACUGGAGAUGAAUUAAAAUAUAGCCACUUAAAAAAUUAUAAUGAAAAAUAAUAUUUCAGGUGUGCACAAAGAUUCAUAGAAGUAUACGAUAUUGAGAAUAGGAUAUCAAAAUUUCAAGAAAAUUGAAAAAAGUGGACGGACACAUUCACUGUUUGUCGACUCGCUCAUAGUUGAGUAACAGCGCCCCCCAAUGGAAUGAACUCUAACUAAACGCAACCUGGGGAAAUAAAGAAAAUACUAGUGUGUCCCCUGUCGGACACCGUAAAUACCCGGAAGUAGUCAAGAAGAAUGGACAGUUUGUUGUGUUUUUGAUUCAUAUCCGAUCUGUGUUUAAUUUUUUAUUAUUAUUUUUCUAUAUCUGGGGUUUGGAGAUGGAAGAUGAAUGGGAGGAGGAGGAGCAGCUUGUCGUUGUGGAGCUCUCUGGAGUAAUCAACAAUGAUCUUUUGAAAAAGAAUCUGGGCACCUGCAAAAUACUGAAUAUAGACAGUGAGAAGCCUGUGAUGCAAAUUGGACAGCAUGUGUUUGCUGGGGAGUAUGAAGAUGCUUUGGGGACAUGUGUCAUUUUUGAGGAAAUUCCACAGAAAGGAAAAUCAAGCAAAACUCCUGACCUUAAAUACAUGUGCCAUACUGCGAAGAAACUAACUAUGCAGCGGAUCUUCCUCUCAGAAAAGAAAGAGGGGGAAACGAGCACAGCAGGAAGUGAUGCUGGUGGUGAACAGAAAGACACAAUGUGUCAGUCUAAUCAAGAACAGGAUAAAAACCCCCAAGGACUGACAGAAGACAACAUGGACAUUGCUUAGAAAUGAAAGCUCUCAUAUACCGUGAAUUUUAUGAUUGAUAACAGCAUUGUUGGUAUUGUUUGCAUCACUCACCAGAAACUGACAAUCCACGCUGAGAUGAUUAUGUCCAUGUCAGCAUCAGGAAAAGCUGUCUUUGGUUCUGUUAUUUUAUUUAUUUUUUUGCUCUAGGUAGUAUUUUUUUUCCUAUAAUUUAAGUCAAUAUCUUCUUUUUGCUCAACCUCAUAAAAUUAUUAUUUCAUUCAUUAAACAAAACUUGGUAGAUUUA